Messenger RNA from Corvus hawaiiensis (hawaiian crow), 627 nucleotides. Its product is annotated as sal-like protein 1. Gene Ontology annotation, biological process: regulation of transcription by RNA polymerase II. Gene Ontology annotation, molecular function: DNA-binding transcription factor activity, RNA polymerase II-specific; RNA polymerase II cis-regulatory region sequence-specific DNA binding. Bases 1 to 627 code for a protein of 208 amino acids. The record is from RefSeq and is a predicted model, not a curated record. Lineage: Eukaryota; Metazoa; Chordata; Aves; Passeriformes; Corvidae. Gene Ontology annotation, cellular component: nucleus. The transcript has 3 exons.
AUGGAAGAGGAACAGGGGAUCGGUAUCUUGCCCGCAUUCAUCCAUGAAAGGACACACACUGGUGAGAAACCUUUUGCCUGCACUAUAUGUGGAAGAGCAUUCACAACAAAAGGCAAUCUGAAGGUUCACAUGGGCACUCACAUGUGGAACAGUACUCCUGCAAGACGAGGCAGACGACUUUCUGUAGAUGGCCCCAUGACAUUUCUAGGAGGCAAUCCUGUAAAGUUCCCAGAAAUGUUUCAGAAGGAUUUGGCUACGCAGUCAGGGAAUGGAGACCCGUCCAGCUUCUGGAACCAGUAUGCAGCUGCACUCUCCAACGGCUUAGCCAUGAAGACCAACGAGAUCUCCGUCAUCCAGAAUGGGGGCAUCCCUCCAGCACCGGGGGGCCUGGGCAACGGUGGCAGCUCUCCCAUCAGUGGCUUGACAGGAAGCCUGGAGAAGCUCCAGAAUUCAGAACCCAACGCACCUCUAGCUGGUCUGGAGAAAAUGGCAAGCAAUGAAAACGGGACUAACUUCCGUUUUACGCGUUUCGUGGAAAACGAAGUGCAGCAAGGCCCAUUUCUGGCAGCAUUACGGCAGCUCAGCCCAAUUAAAACAAAUGCAGUGAGCACAGCAGCCCUCGGGUGA